Dichomitus squalens LYAD-421 SS1 is the source of this 744-nucleotide messenger RNA. RefSeq lists its product as uncharacterized. The record is from RefSeq and is a predicted model, not a curated record. The annotation marks the transcript as partial. Gene Ontology annotation, molecular function: RNA polymerase II cis-regulatory region sequence-specific DNA binding; DNA-binding transcription factor activity, RNA polymerase II-specific. Gene Ontology annotation, biological process: regulation of transcription by RNA polymerase II. Lineage: Eukaryota; Fungi; Basidiomycota; Agaricomycetes; Polyporales; Polyporaceae. The transcript is spliced from 2 exons. Gene Ontology annotation, cellular component: chromatin.
AUGACGGCCGUCGUCGCCCCAGCCGUCUUCAACGCCCCUCCACCCGACCCCCGCAACGCCUCCGUCGCCAGCUCAGGCGUCGGCAAGGCCCGCUAUCGUCCCGCCCCCGCAAAGACCUUCCAAUGUCGCGGUUACGGCGAGUGCAGGAUGGUGUUCAGCAGGAGUGAGCAUCUCGCCAGGCACAUCAGGAAGCACACCGGCGAGCGGCCCUUCAGUUGUCAUUGCAGCAAGCAGUUCUCCCGCCUCGACAACCUCCGCCAGCAUGCCCAGACCGUCCACGCAGACAAGCAGGACCUCAACGAGCGCAUGAUGCAGGAUCUCACCGCCCUUCACGCCAACAUGACCGCCGCGUCCAAGGGCAGCAGUUCUCGUGGCAAGCGCAACAAUACCUCCUCAAACACCUCUGGUGGCUCACCCACCUCCAGCGCGUCCCUCAACGCGUCCAUCCCCGCCAUGGCCGUCAAGACGGAGGAGGGUUCCCACGCUGUCCUCUCCAUGUCUCAGCGCCCGGGCACAUCUACCGGCUACGAGGGUUCGAAUACAUUUCUCCAGUCAGGCAGUUCUACAUGGCACAUCCAGACUUCCGACGUCGAUCGCCCCAACCAACGGCCGACCAACAGUCAUUCCUUUCGUGACCCCGGCCAGUCCUUUCGUGCCUCAGCCAACCCAUCAUCAGCUUCUCCCUCCGGCUCCGCUACUCUCUACCAGCAACAGCAACAGCACCACUCGGGCCAGUCCUUUCUC